Molecule: messenger RNA, 1178 nt
Organism: Tilletiaria anomala UBC 951
Lineage: Eukaryota; Fungi; Basidiomycota; Exobasidiomycetes; Georgefischeriales; Tilletiariaceae
Exons: 2
Coding region: 331-981 (216 amino acids)
Source: RefSeq, a predicted model, not a curated record
UCUGGCUCGCCCCCCCUGUUCACAGUGAUCUCCUGGGAGACUCUGAGAGGCUCUGAUGGCCCUCGAGGGGGUCUCUCGGGGUGUUCGCCGUACGGUCAUCGUUGGAAUCGCAAAGGAGGCAAAGCAUGAGUGCCUCAAGUGAACGCCUGAAGCGAAAACUGACCGCAUCAAUAGUACAUGCCAAAGAUAUAAAAAGAGGGAGAGAGUUACAUCCACUGUUCUUCCCUCUCGUCCUCCAGACAUCACCGUGCUCAAUCUGCUCGACCUGCUCAACAUCUCUUUCAUUAUUCCCUUCUCACUUCCUGCCGUCACCUCUCUCACACCCUCACAAUGAAGUUCUUCGCCGCUUCUGUCCUCGCCCUUGCUGGCUUUGCCGCCGCGGUGCCCAAGACUUCCCAGCCAAAAUGCAAGACAACCAAGUCAGUUGCUACCUUCGAUGACCAGAGCUACACGCUCGCCCUGCCCAUUGUCAACCCGGUAGGCACCUACAAGGGCCUGCACUACGAAGGCUUCAGCGGCGCAGACACGGAGCUCUUCGGCCUCAGCAUCCAGCCCGUCAAGCCGCCUUCGCCGCCGAACGUCAUUGCAUUUGGUCUUCUGAACCAGCUGACGCAGGGCACCCCGACGGUGACAGUCGUUUACCCCGGGUCGAAGUCCAAGUACCUGAACCUGCACUCGCUGUACUUCGCCUGCUUCGUCGACACGAUCGAGUCGAUCAUCAACCUCCCACAGCCGGCGUGCACGCUUAAGGUCCACGGCUUCCGCGAUGGCCAGGAGGUCGUGACAAAGAGCUUCGACUUCAAGGCUGGCAGCCCCCUCCUCGCCGCCAAGCCCGUGAAGGCGAACUUCGAGAAAGGCACCUGGUGCAACCUCGACACGGUCACCUUUGAGGCCGAAUCGACUAUCCCCAUCCUCAACGCCGUUGCCAUCGACAACAUCGACUACACUCUUCUCGACAAGAACUGCCACCCCAAGCUCUGAGCUGCUCUUGCGCUCCAGAAGGCUUUUCCUUGUAUCCGCUUUCUUGGCUCUGCUGGGCGCCUGAUCCCCGCUGCAUGCUCCCUUGCGUGACGGUGCCUUUAGCCCUGUGAUUCCUGCCUUUUUCUUCUUUGUACAUGGCGAGCCGCUCGUUCCGGCACGCCCUUUUGGGGAUAGCUUCUGAUUUUCUCUCUAAAAAC